AUGGAAGAGGUUGCCCUACUCCAGAGGUCUGUUCAAGAUGAGGCUCCGAACUCUGAUGGUCAACGGCUUCAGAAUGCAGUUGUGGAAGACAAGGGACAGCGGCUCAUCUGUUCUUGCAACUGCGCCAGAGAUCACGUCUUCUACAACUCCUCCAACACCCGGCACGUGGGCAAAUAUCAAAUGGCACUGAUGGACCAGAACGACGCAUACCGCGUUGGGGAUUUGCUGUGGCACAGAGGUUCUCCGAAGCACGCGCGCUGGAGAGCAGAUUCGAUAGCCAUACUUUGCAACUCGGCGUUCCGGGGCACCUUGAUGCGCGAGAUGCUGCGAAGUGCUGUCCUUGUCGAUAACCACGCCAUUGCACCUAGUGUGAGCGAUCAGGAUCUGGAGAGCAUGCUCAGUUCACGAGGCGAGGGCCGCGUGGGCUACGCGUACGCAUCGGGCGAGACGGGUCCCAACAACCUGACCUUGCCAAGCACAGCCGAAGCUUGGGCUGGGCUGAGUCAUGUUGUCGGCCUUCGCUACAGAUCCCUGGGUCCGAGCCCUGACGAUGUUCUGCUAGUGCCACUGCGCUUGGGCGAUGAGCCGCGAUGGCGGCUGCAGGACGUCGAAGAGUCGCUGAAGCUGUUUUUGACUCCCGGGCGGAGAGUUGAACGAGCCGAAGUCUCAGGUGCUCUGCACUAUCCGGCGACCUCGGAAGUUGCAGCCAGAUACUACAACGACACGUCUUUGAGGUCCAACGAGCAAAGACUGGAGCAGGUGGUCCAGAAGCUGAAGCAACAUCAGCUUCAGGUGACCCUGCGGUCCGAGCCAAACGCGGACGAAGACCUGCUGCACAUUCUCCGAAGCAGGUAUGUCUUGCCGAUCACAAAUGGUGGGGGCUUGCAAGACGUGGCGCUAAAGCUGCGGCAGCUGCUGCGCGGACCAAGGUUUCUUUCUUUCUUGGGCAUGGAAGGAUCCGGCCAAGACGACUUGAUCCCAUUUGUCCGCAAGAUCUUGAAGAGUGUCAACGCCAUGGCCUUGGAUGCACCCGUGGAACACAGUACUGCUGUGACCUUCCAGGGUGGCCAGCAGCUCUUCAAUGCAUUCCGGGCCGGCCACCGGCAAGCUUUCGGACUGGAGCUCUUGCAGAUGCCGCCAAACCUCAUCGUCCAGCAGGAAUACCCUCUACUGACUGGACGGCAGGUGUCGAGGGAGCAUGACGUCGAGCUCCUGUUUCGUUGGCUGGGCGAUGGCGAUGUGACCAAGCGGGCAGUCAUCAAGUUGGAUGGCGAUACUGGCGUGGAGGCACAACACCUGAAGUAG
Molecule: messenger RNA, 1305 nt
Organism: Symbiodinium sp. CCMP2592
Lineage: Eukaryota; Dinophyceae; Suessiales; Symbiodiniaceae
Source: the annotation of a GenBank genome assembly